AACUGGAAGGGUUUUCAUUCUCUAUGUUACUUGGUUCAAAGAAAAAAAAUUCUAGAUUGACUAAAGCGAGUUGGUAGUAAAAAGGAAAAAUAUUUUAUGACCUGAGAACUUGUUCCAGAAAAACAUCUCCUGUGGAUGAUCUUGUUCUGCUAUUAGCUGAGGACCCCGGAACCGAAAGCUUUUUUAAACGCAACACUUUGCUCGUCGUAUCUUGUCCUCACAUCAACUGCUUACGGAGAUACCACUACGCGCCAUUGAACUCAUUCUACUUUUGGAUCUCCACCCGAUUCUUUUGCAAGCCCACUUCGAGCUAUUGAAUGCAAAAAAGGCCCCACAUUAUUGUUCGCAUGUAAAAGUGUCGAGGGUAUUUGAGGUUCAUCUAUUGUGACAAAGGAACGGCCCUUCGCUUGCUCUGCCGCAACAAACUAAAGGUGAAGUUUUCUCUGAAUCCUCAAGCAAUGCAUCUAUUUCGGGAAAUUGGUUGAGUUUUGGACCCAAGGGACAUUGAAGAAGGGCCUCAUGUUCAAAGUGUGAGCUAGCAACAACCUCCUUGCAGUUUCAACCACUCGGUUGUCUCCGUCGUCGUCAUAGUUUGGUUUCUCAUGGCUAUAACAAGGAGAUCAUGGCUGAACAAGUCCUGCAUUCUGAUCAUUGUUGUUGCCAGCGUUGAGAGGUUUGCAUACAAGGGUGUGGCUGCCAAUUUAGUGAGCUAUCUUACUGAUGUCUUGCACGAGAGCACCUCUGUAGCAGCAAAGAACAUCAACACCUGGUAUGGAGUUACCUCAAUGCUUCCUCUUGUUGGUGCCCUACUUGCGGACUCUUAUGGCGAUCGGUACUCAACGAUUCUGGCAUCUUCUUUGCUUUAUAUAUUGGGCCUUGCUUCGUUGUCUUCGUGGGCGCUUCUGUGGACUUGGUUUCCGAAGAGGAAAAGGUCAUCUUCCCCUCUGUUUUUGUCUCUGUACUUGACAUCUAUAGGCCAAGGAGGUUAUAAUCCAUGUCUCCAAGCCUUUGGCGCGGACCAAUUGGAAGAAGAGGAAGAUGUGCUGCCUCGAGACAGUACUGAGGAGAACACUAGCACAAGGAGCUUGUUUUUCCAACAGUGGUAUUUCGGCAUCUGCAGUGGGAGUCUCCUAGGGGUUAUCAUACUGUCGUAUGUACAAGACACUUUCGGCUGGGGCAUCGGAUUCGCCAUCCCUGCUGCUGCAAUGAUGUUGUCAGCCUUGUGUUUCUCGUGUGGGUCGCCCUGCUACAAGAGAAAACAGAGCAAAACUGAGAAGCCUACUGGCAGCAUGAUCGACACCAUUAGAGCAAUUGGAAGGAAAAUGAUGGGCAGAAGUCUCCCUUUAACUGCAAAUGACGAGCAUUUGGCCGAGCUAGAGCUACAAGAGAAGGCUCCCAUGGUCGACAAUGGCCGCAUUGGCGUUCUGCAGACAAACACUUGUAAAGGUAUAAUCUCAGGGGAAGAUGCAAGGAUUGUUCUCAGAUUACUCCCCAUUUGGGCAACAUGCCUGAUGUUCGCAGUCGUAUUUCAACAACCCACCACUUUCUUCAUCAAGCAAGGCAUCACGAUGAAGAGGAACAUAGGAAGGAGCUUCGAAAUCCCCCCGGCGACUCUCCAAAGUGUGAUAACGAUAUCUAUAAUCCUGCUGAUGCCGCUAUACGAUCCACUCCUCAUUCCCUUAAUCAAGAGAAUCACAGGCAGUGAGCAAGGGAUAAAUACAUUACAAAGAAUAUGCAUUGGAAUGUUUCUAUCAAUCAUGGCGAUGGUGAUAGCAGCAAUAUUAGAGAACAAACGGCUUCAAAUGCAGACGUUCGACAAUGGAACAAGAGUCGACAUCGUCCAUAUGAGUAUAUUCUGGUUGGUACCACAGUACAUUUUAUUGGGCAUCUCAGACGUGUUCACCGUGGUGGGUAUGCAGGAAUUCUUCUACUCGCAGGUGCCGAGUAGAAUGAGAACAAUAGGAAUAGCUCUAUACACAAGCGUGUUUGGAUUUGGGAGCUUCCUAAGUGCCAUAUUGAUAUCUAUGAUAGAACUGGGGACAAGGAUGAGGGGACAGAGAAAUUGGUUUUCAGAUGAUCUGAGUGAAGCAAGGCUAGAUCUUUAUUUUUGGCUUCUUUCUCUUCUAAGUACUUUGAGUAUGGUGUUAUUUAUAAGUAUGUCAAAGUAUUACAGUCACAAGUAUGCUUUGGCCAACAACAAUUGUAAAUGAAUUGUAUGUUUUUGUGUAUCCAUUUAGAACCCUUUCAUGAAUUAGUAAUU
This is a messenger RNA of Nymphaea colorata (pocket water lily), 2260 nucleotides long. Its product is annotated as protein NRT1/ PTR FAMILY 5.8-like. The transcript is spliced from 4 exons. The coding region runs from base 603 to 2210 and encodes 535 amino acids. Gene Ontology annotation, molecular function: transmembrane transporter activity. Gene Ontology annotation, cellular component: membrane. Gene Ontology annotation, biological process: transmembrane transport. The record is from RefSeq and is a predicted model, not a curated record. NCBI's taxonomy places the organism in Eukaryota, Viridiplantae, Streptophyta, Magnoliopsida, Nymphaeales, Nymphaeaceae.